AUGUUUGUUAAUUUAUUACCGUAUCGUUUUACAUUAGAUCCAACGUUAUCAUUUAGUAAUCUCCUACAUCAAAUACAACAACUAUGCUUAAGUAUAUUAGAUUAUUCGUAUUUACCAUAUCAAGAAAUCAUUGAUCUACAUCGUCAUGAAGGGAAAGAACAAUCAAGUGGAUUAUCGUUACAGUUAAUUCAAACAACUUUUCAGUUUCAGUCAACUGCAAGCAAAAACAGCAGACGUAUACAUCUAGAAGAUAACAUUAAUCUAGAUCAGUUAACGAACGAUGAUUAUUUGGCCACUAGUAAGAGUGUGUCGAAGUUUGAUUUAUCAUUAACUAUGGAUCAUAAUAUAACAGAUCGAACAAUUAGAUGCAUUUUUGAAUAUUCUACAGAUGUGUUUAAAAUGCCAACAAUACAAACAAUAUGUGACCGAUUUCAAGCUCUAUUAGCAAACCUAUUUUCUUCUACGUCACCAUUUGGUACCGGACGACAGUCUGUGUAUGAAUUGUCUAUCAUGUUACCGAGCGAGAUUCAACUCAUGAAAGAAUUAAAUGAUGGUCAUGUGGAUUUUGAUCACCAAGAACAAAUGAAAUUCAUACAUCAUAAAUUUAUUCAGCGAGCAGUAAUAAAUCCACAAAAGGUUGGUGUUUUAUUAGAUGAGCAAAGUGUUACAUACGGCGAACUACUAUACCUUGUACAAACAUUAUCAUUUCAUUUGAUCGAUAAAUGUAAUAUUAAACAAGGAGAAAUUGUUUGUCAAUGUGUCGAUCGUUCAAUUGAAAUGGUUAUCGGUAUGCUUUCAAUUUUGACAUGCGGCUGUUCAUAUUGUCCUCUUAGUCCUAAUGAUCCGGUUAAUCGUCUGUGCUCAUUAAUUGAUGAAACAAAAACGCAUUUUGUUUUAAUGCAUUCAUUAACCCAAAAUAAAUUUGAUAAAACCGUGACGACCAACGAUCAUAUCAGUUUUGUGAAUAUAGAACAAAUUAUGAUCAGUGAUUCUGAUAAUUGUGAGAAGCCAAAAAUAUCUGAUAAGGAAUUAAAUUUAUUAUCAAACGUUCAAGCGACAAUCAUUGCAUAUGUGAUAUUUACAUCGGGUUCAACGGGCAUACCAAAAGCUGUACAAAUUCGUCACAGAAAUUUCGUCUCGUGUAUUCAAUCAUUAGCCCAAUUGAAUAUUGUGAACAGUAAGGAUACCUUUGUUCAAGUAACACCGUGUACAUUUGAUAUGCAUGUGGAAGAAAUGUUUGGCUCAAUGAUGCUUGGUUCGUCGCUUGUUAUGCUUCGUCCAAAUGGUAAUCUCGACAUGACUUAUUUAUCGCAUAUUAUUCAAGAAAAACAGGGCACCGUGAUUAUUCUUUUGUCAUCUUUGAUUAUGCUAUUAUGUGAAUAUUUGCAAGAAAGUAACAACAAGGAUUGUUUAAAAUCACUACGUACAGUUUUCACUGGAGAUGAAUCAACAAAUUCUAAAACUGUAUUAAAGUUAAUGUCAAACGUUUCACAACAACAAUGUAGUAUUUAUAAUUUGUAUGGUCCUGCAGAAUGUACACUCGUGUCAACCUGUCAUCGUAUUACACUGAAAGAUUUAAAUGAUAAAACUGAAUCUAUACCAAUUGGUCGUUCAUUAUCAAAUUAUGAAUGUUACAUACUCGAUGAAUACUUACAACCUGUUUAUGGAAAUCAAAUUGGUGAAUUAUACAUUGGUGGAAGCGGUGUUUUCGCAGGUUAUUAUAAUCGAUCUGAUUUAACAGAACGAGUUCUAAUUGAUCUUCCAAAAUUAACAAAUAAAAAAUGUUAUAAAACGGGAGAUCUCGUUAAAAUGGAUUCAAACGGUCUAUUACGUUUUGUUGGAAGAGCAGAUUAUCAAAUAAAACUUCGUGGACAACGUAUUGAAACGGGAGAAAUUGAAAA
Didymodactylos carnosus is the source of this 1901-nucleotide messenger RNA. Lineage: Eukaryota; Metazoa; Rotifera; Eurotatoria; Philodinida; Philodinidae. The record is from the annotation of a GenBank genome assembly.